AAAAAAAAAAAUUGCAAUCCAAAAGGUUAUUUUUUUCUUCCAUAUUUCUGCUAAUUUUUUCCUCUUGCUUGCUUGCAGCAGCCACUAUUACAAGGAUGUGGCAUGUUGGAAGAAAGAUUACGGGAGUAGUUGUGGUAUUUUUUAUGUAGAUGAUUUUUAACCCUUGGAUCUAUUUUUAUUUAUACUUAAUCCAAGGGUUGAAAUUUUACAACUGGAGCAGCUUACUCACAGCAGCCCCCGGACCCAAAAAUUCCUAGUAUUGACAAAAUCAUUUGUUAGACUCGACGAACAAAACAACUACUGGAUGCCAGUUGGUGAUUCCACUGUGUCCUAUCAACAACUAAUAUUUGUUUGUUCAAUUUACAAUAAUUAUUUAUAUAACAAUCUGUCCGGCCGCCGAGAUUCUCCAUGGCCGGCGGUUCCUGCAUAAACGACAGACUGGGUGACGACGAACUUCGGGCCGUUCUAUUCAAGCUGGAGCUCGAGAAGGACAAGGAGGUGUUUGGCCUCGUCUGCAAGCGGUGGCUUCACCUCCAGAGCACGGAGAGAAGGAUGCUCCGCGCUCGGGCCGGGCCUCACAUGCUCAAGCGCUUGGCCGCUCGAUUUACGCGCCUCCGCGAGCUCGACCUAUCUCAGUCUGCCUCACGAUCAUUCUUUCCCGGCGUCACCGACUCAGAUCUGACCGUAAUUGCUGCCGCCUUCUCCUCCUUGAGAGUUCUGAAUUUGCACAACUGCAAAGGUAUAACAGAUAAAGGGAUGGAUGCAAUUGGAUGUGGGCUUCCUUUGUUGGAGUCUCUGGAUAUAUCCGAGUGCAGAAAGGUGGGUGAUAAGGGUUUGUCAUCCGUUGCAAACGGGUCUCGUAAUCUGAGAUCAAUCCGUGCUGCAGGUUGCAGACUCGUCACAGACGCUCUCCUUAAAGCACUGUCCAUGAGUUGCACUCAUCUUCAAGAACUGGAUUUGGCAAAGUGCUCCAAUUUAAGCGACUCGGGUCUCGCCCUUCUUGUCGAAGGCUGCAAGAGAUUGAGACACUUGAACCUCAACAAAUGCACUAACAUUGGAGAUUUCGGUAUAUGCAAGGUGGCCGAAGCCUGUAACUCGUGGCUAUCGACUCUCGAGCUGCUCGAUUGCUUCAGGAUUGGAGAUGAGUCGAUACACGCCAUAGCGAAAUAUUGCAACAAUCUUGAGACACUAGUGGUGGGUGGGUGUCGGGACGUGAGCAAUGAGGCCGUAAAGACUUUGGCGUUUGCGGCGUGUCAAACGAGUCUGAAGAGUCUGCGAAUGGACUGGUGCCCGAACGUUUCGGACGAGUCAUUGGACGGCGUGCUGGCUCUCUGCACCAAACUUGAGGUCCUUGACGUUGGGUGCUGUGAGCAAGUGACAGAUGGUGCCUUUCGGAGUUUACAAAGUAAUGGCCGCGAGUCGACUAGUAGUUUGAAAAUUCUAAGGGUGAGCAACUGUCCGAAGAUCACGGUGCAUGGGAUCGCCACUAUUUUUGAGUCGUGCGCGGGUUUGGAGUAUGUCGAUGUGAGAUCGUGUCCCCUUGUAACUGAGGCUAGGUGUCGUGAGGCUGGGCUCAAGUUCUCGGAAGGUUGCAAGGUGAAUUUCACUGGGAGCUUAGCGGCAGAUCCAGAUGUGUUACGCUAAGAAAGAACUUUAUAUGAAGACCUAAUAUUGGCAUGCGGUAUUCCUGGAGUCCCGUCCUUUGUCAUGUAUAUUCACUUCACCCAGCAAUCUGUGUUUCGUCCGUCAUUCAUGUAUAUAAGGCAGUGAUUUCUGCCCCAUAUUCUGUUGCCAUUUUCAUUCACUAGUAAAGUGCACGUGCAUCGCACGUGGCGCCGAAUGUUUUUUUUGCCGAUUAAGUUUAGUAAAAUAAAUUAAUUAAUUUAUUAAACAUAUCAUUGCAGGAACAAAAUAAAAUAUAG
Messenger RNA from Striga asiatica, 1922 nucleotides. NCBI's taxonomy places the organism in Eukaryota, Viridiplantae, Streptophyta, Magnoliopsida, Lamiales, Orobanchaceae. The record is from the annotation of a GenBank genome assembly.